GGGGCGACGGCUGGUGGGCGUGACAUCAUCGCUGGGCGCCGCGCCGUGACCUCUCGGCGUGCGGCGAUGCUGCAGCUUGUCCGCGCCGGGGCGCGGGCCUGCCUGCGACCCCCGGGCUGCCGGGGCCUGACCGCGCGGACGGAAGAAGCGGUGCGGCCGGCGCAGAGGUCCGAGCCGGUGGCGAGCUCGGGGCUGCAGGCGCCGGUGCUCCGCCAGUGCGAGUUUCCCGUCCCUGCGCACCGGCGCCCGGUGCAGGCCUGGAUCGAAUCUCUCCGGGGCUACGAUCAGGAGCGCGUGGGCUUGGCCGAGCUGCACCCCGACGUCUUCUCCGUGGCGCCCAGGCUGGAUGUCCUGCACCAGGUGGCCAUCUGGCAGAAGAACUUCAAGAGAAUUAGCUAUGCGAAGACCAAGACCCGGGCAGAGGUGCGGGGCGGAGGCCGGAAGCCCUGGCAGCAGAAGGGCAGCGGGCGGGCGCGGCAUGGCAGUAUCCGCUCCCCCAUCUGGCGAGGAGGGGGCGUCGCCCACGGCCCUCGGGGGCCCACCAGCUACUAUUACAUGCUGCCCAUGAAGGUUCGCGUGCAAGGCCUCACCGUGGCGCUGACGGUCAAGCUGGCCCAGGACAACCUGCACAUCGUGGACUCCCUGGAGCUGCCCACAGCAGACCCCCAGUACCUGACGGAGCUGGCGCGCUACCGCCGCUGGGGGGAUUCGGUGCUCCUGGUGGACUUAGAGUAUGAGGACACGCCGCAGAACAUGGUGGAGGCUGCCUCGGCCCUCAAGACCUUCACGCUGGUGCCCGCAGUUGGCCUGAACGUGCAUAGCAUGCUGAAGCACCAGACGCUGGUCCUGACGCUGCCCGUGCUGGCGCACCUGGAGCAGAAGCUGCUGUGGCAGGGGUCGCGCUAUACCCCACUCUACCCCUUCCGCCUGCCCUACCGCGACUUCCCCCUUGGGCCCCCAAAGGACCCUCAGGGCAGUGGCCCUUAGCCCCCUAUUCUGGAGCCUGGCCUUGCUCCAGGACCCCAGGAUGCGGCUUAGCACAGCCCAAGCCCGGAGGGCUCCACCCCCCCAACCGGCAACCAGUGGGGACCCUCGCCACUCUCAGACAGGUGGGGUGCACUCACUCAGGGCCCAACUCCCUGCUGUUCCCGAGAGAGUCGGCAUCUGGGGCAGGGACACGGUGCCAGCCCUCCCAGGGCUGAUGGGGUCCCGAGCACCCCGAGGCAGGCGGUAGGAAAGUGCGAAUAAAAAUGUUUUUAA
Messenger RNA from Sorex fumeus (smoky shrew), 1260 nucleotides. It is a transcript of the gene MRPL4, whose product is annotated as mitochondrial ribosomal protein L4. Gene Ontology annotation, biological process: translation. Bases 67 to 987 code for a protein of 306 amino acids. The record is from RefSeq and is a predicted model, not a curated record. The transcript has 9 exons. Gene Ontology annotation, molecular function: structural constituent of ribosome. NCBI's taxonomy places the organism in Eukaryota, Metazoa, Chordata, Mammalia, Eulipotyphla, Soricidae. Gene Ontology annotation, cellular component: ribosome.